CUCUCUGUCCUCUCCCGUCCGCGUUCCCCAGCCUCGCCCUCUCUCGCUUUUCUAUCCUCUUCGCCACCUUCCCCUGGCUUCGUUAUAGACGUCCGAUUGCGUCUGCUUCGUUUACGGCAAUGUGCAACCUUCACACCGAAGGAUACAAGUACGGAUGUGGGCACUACAUUAUCGAGAACAAAAAGGCCAAGAUAGACUGCGGUAACCCGUACUGCAUCCACUCGAAGGCGCAUCGCAACCCCUGCCGCGAGUGCACCUGCGAAAAGUUUUACGGUCCCGACUUAUCCGAAACUGUCCUCGGCAUUCGCCCAGGCUUUUGCCCAGAGUGCAAACCCUGGUACAAGGGCCAAAAUGGUGGUCGAUAGCGCGCAUCCCCGUUCCUGGUCCACCUCUACUUUAUUAUUGCGUAUUAUUCGCAUCCACUCUCGCCGCCCCAUCGCAUCAUCACUCUUAUCGCUGCUGUAUCCUUGCUGUCCAUUCACCAUCAUUU
Messenger RNA from Laetiporus sulphureus 93-53, 490 nucleotides. RefSeq lists its product as uncharacterized. The record is from RefSeq and is a predicted model, not a curated record. NCBI's taxonomy places the organism in Eukaryota, Fungi, Basidiomycota, Agaricomycetes, Polyporales, Laetiporaceae. The transcript has 5 exons. The coding region runs from base 120 to 365 and encodes 81 amino acids.